AUGUGCUGUGAGCUGGAGGCGCUGAAGAAGCGAAAGGCAGGGCUGGAGGAAGAGGCACGUGCACUGUCGAGUCCAGCAGAACGUCUGCUCCAACUCUACGAACGGGAGGAUGAACUUUUAGAUAGAAUGUUCGGAGGCAAAUACGGCAGUGAACGAGAAUUCCAGUUGGAAAAGGAACUCGAAGACUUGACCUUCGUCAGGGCAAAAAUUAUUGAGGUCAACAAAGGUUGGCGUCAAGCCAAGCUGAUGGUGGAUUAUUCAGCCCUGCAAAUAAAUCGAGGUCUAGAGCUCUGGAGAAACAUACUUCAGAUCCACAUGGACGAAGAGCAAGGGAAAGAAGGAGCCACAAGGGAUGGGAUGAAAGAAACUGUGCAGAAAGCUGAAGAAUACUUCAGCGCUGCGUCGCAGAAUCUCGAGAGCGCACAGCAAUACGUAGAGAUGGAGUUUCCCUAUUGCGAUCGAGAGGACUUGACGGUGUUUAAUCAGGCUUUGAUAUACAUGUCUGAUGAUGCUGAAGAAAGAGACAGAGCAACACAUGCUGCUGAUGUUUAUGUCACCAUUCAUCAUCGCUCACUGGCAUUGUCGCAAUGGCUGAAACAAGCCAUAGAAGCCUAUUUCACAAAGGAUUUGCACCAGAUAAAUGAUAGAAUCAAGACGAAAACUUUGGCACUUCGCAGGGAACGAGUUUAUCUCAUCAAAGCGAAGGUGAGCGAGUUUCAUUUAUAUACCUCAUCAAGUUAAUGAGGGUUU
This is a messenger RNA of Notodromas monacha, 750 nucleotides long. The record is from the annotation of a GenBank genome assembly. NCBI's taxonomy places the organism in Eukaryota, Metazoa, Arthropoda, Ostracoda, Podocopida, Cyprididae.